AUGGCUACAGCAGAAUCACUUGCAGAAGUAACAGACGUAGUUCAGAUCUUGAGACAAUGGGAGGAAGAUCACAUUGCCCCGACCUACGAUCCAAUUCCAACUUUACAAAGACUAGCCGAAAUUAUAGAACUGGAAACAGAAAACUAUUUAAAAAUGGAUCCUGAUCCAUUUGAUGAGAGACAUCCGUCACGUACUGAUCCAGAAUGCAAUUUCGGUCACAUACUUAAAGUUCUUUUCAGAAAAGAGAACUUUAUGACAAAGCUCAUCAAUGAUUACCUAAGAGACACCUUUUGGCUGCGAUCAGGAAUCGCUGGACGAGAUGUAAGGAAGUUAAACACAGCAGCAUGUCGUCUGAUGCUGGACAUCCUUCCUGGUCUCGAAACUUCCGCAGUAUUUCAGCCCGACAUGGAGGCUUUAAUCCACAGACUCUUCUCCUGGGCUGAAAAAAGUGUGGAGCCCCUCCAGAGUUACGCCACCGGCCUGCUCGCCGCAGCCAUGGAAGUUCAGGAUAUUGCGACCGGUUUUCGCGAACAAAACGGCAAGAUGGUGCCGCUGAUGCUCCAGAGGCUGCACAAGUUGCAGGAAAAAGCCACAGAGGACAGACAAGCAGCGGUGAAUGCGAGACCUUUCGCUCACUUUGGCCAGAGUCGAAACCUCCUGCACGAUUUCGAGCACAAAGGGGUCCCGGGGAAACGGAAAGUCAAGGACAAGAAACGAGAAAAUGGUGUUGUCUUGAAAUCUCCAGAAGGUGUCGCGACAAUUUCUCAGGAAUCCGAGUGCGAGGCCUACGAAGAGGAAAGUGCACAAAGCGCCGACGAAAUUCCACCCAGUAAGAAAUUGAAGAACAACGAUGAGCCAUCAACGCCUGUAAAGACUGAUAUUUCAUAUCCCGAGAUAAUGUCUCCACCAUUGGCUAUCCCAAAAGCUUCUAAUAAUGUUUCCAACUCCCAAGUGACUCCCCUGAAAAAUCUGAACAAUCUUACAACGCCACCGAGGCCAAGUGGAGUCGUGACUCCAGUGCGAUGUAAUUUGUCCAGGUCUUUGAGUAUUAGUACUCCAAAUACUCUCGUUGAGGGGAAUUCGAAUUCGUCCUGGGCGGAAAUGGAAUCCUAUGUGAUUGGAAAUAUUCAGAUACAUCCUCCGACCCUCGCUACGAGGCAGAUGCUCAUUCUCAGGUACUUAACUCCUAUGGGAGAGUAUCAGGAAUUUCUGGGGCAUGUAUUUGAGCAAAACGCUUUGGAGUUAAUUCUUAAGUACAUCAACGUCAGAGAGACAAAGGACAGUCGACUCGCGUUUGAGGCGUUGAAGUACUUGGCUUCUCUUUUGUGUCAUAAGAAGUUCUCGAUCGAGUUUCUGAACAUGGGUGGUCUGCAGAAACUGUUGGAUGUGCCGAGACCUAGUGUCGCGGCUACUGGAGUUUCUAUAUGUCUGUACUAUCUCGCGUAUUGUGAGGAUGCGAUGGAACGCGUCUGCCUCCUACCAAAACAUGUUAUUUCUGACCUAGUCACAUAUGCACUCUGGCUUCUGGAGAGGAGUCACGAUUCGGGAAGGUGUCAUGCGACGAUGUUCUUUGGCUUCUCCUUUCCGUUUAAGGUUAUUCUUGAGGAAUUUGACGCGCAGGAUGGGCUUAGGAAACUAUUUAAUGUGAUAUCUACACUUCCAAUAUUAAAUAUUGAGGAAGAACCUACUCUAAACGACGAUGAAGAAUGUGCUUCAAGGCAAAUCGUCAGGCAUGUUGCCGUCGCUUUGAAAAGAUACAUGGAAGCGCAUUUGUAUCUGAAAGCGGAGCAGCUUCAAAGAGCUGAAAAUGCCAGAACAGAACGUGAUACAUGGCAGCCUUCCAUUCCUCCAUAUAAGGCGUGUAAAUUGAGCAGUGAAGAAGUCCAAACAAAAGUAGAAAUUUUGCAAGAAUUAAUGUCUCUCAGAGUAAUGUGGCCACCAGUAGAAGAACUCCAUCGUCUUGGCGGCAUUACUCUCCUCUUGCAAAUAAUUGCAUUCGCACGAGAAUGGAAUUACAGUGGACGUGUUCAUACAACGUCGAGUGCAGAGACAGUUCGAUCGUGUCUAGAUGUGAUCGCGAUUUGCUCUGUAGUACCAAAGGUCAUGUUGUUGCUGUGUGAAAGAGUAGACAUGCCGGACAUGUCUAUGACAAUGGCAAUCAAUUUGUUGUUGGCAGCAGCAGAGUGUGAAAUUAUCGCAGACGCUGAUGUUCAAAGGGCGGCGCUCAGGGCCGUCGUAAAUUGUGUUUGUGCACCAAUAAAUAGGGUUGGCGGGAAUGUAGCGAGGUAUUCAGUAACAGGAUCAGCCAAAAAGAAAGCCAACAUACACAAUAGCGAAGAACUCAUUCAGAAAGUUUGGGAAAGCGUGAGAUCGAACAAUGGAAUAAUGGUUUUGCUCCAGUUAAUGAUGGUCAAAACGCCAAUUACAGACGCGGACAGUAUUCGUGCUCUUGCUUGUCGAGCACUUGCUGGACUUGCACGAAGUGAAAAAGUCAGGCAAAUUAUUAGUAAAUUGCCAAUGUUUACCGACGGUCAAAUUCAGGCUCUAAUGAAAGACCCAAUACUUCAGGAAAAGAGACAGGAGCAUGUAAUGUUCCAGAAGUACGCCUUGGAGUUGAUGGAACGCGUUUCUGGAAAGGCGAAGCCAACAGGAGCUGAAUAUGAAAUUUCGCUGGUCAGCUUGCACAGAGCGAAUGUCGUUGCUCAAACGAGAAUACAGUACAACGAACAGCAAUUGAAUCAGCUAAUACAUCAGCACCUGGUUUCAAAGGGUUUAUCGGAAACUGCUGGUUCACUUCAAAGAGAGGCGAAUCUAGAUUCACCCGCUGUUAUGAAAGCAGUCACUACAUAUCAGCCUUUCCAUUACAGAAGUCCUGCUCCCAUGGGGCCGAGAGUGGGAUUUUCGCCUGGUGCUCCAGCCAAUCUCUACAACACAAGCAGAUGUGGAGCAAGAGAAACGACUCCUAGGUCCAGUGUAACUCCCACCUCUGGAACUUCUCGCUUUAUCAAUCACCCGAAUGCCUGUACAAAUGCAACCCCCUCACCGAAUCCAAUUCGGAUAAAACUAGCAGAUUCUUUAAUCCAGAGUCCCGUAACGAAUAAUCUUAGUCAACCGAUAAAACUACAAAUUAAUCAAAAGAAACUGAAUCAAACCGAAAAACAACAGUUGCCAGCAGGUCCGACGAAUUGUCAGUCCGUUGCACAAAUUCAGUCGACUUCGUCCAGAUCUUUGCAAAAGCAGAUCUCGAGAGAUCCAGGUGGAGGUGGACCAGGUGUUGCGACCUCGAAUUUGGCUACUGUUACUUUAGAUUCUAUAAUCACGGAAUACUUAACGAAUCAACACGCUUUGUGCAAAAAUCCCAUGGUUACGUGUCCACAAUUUAAUCUUUUCGAACCUCACAAGUGUCCAGAUCCUUGUACGAAAAAUUCCACUCCUCUGAAUGUGUCGAUGAGACUCUCGAGACGACCUCUGGGAAUGGAUGGAAGGAGACUGGACAGAAGACAUAUUUACAGUCGAUUCUGCCCUGUCAAAACUUUCCGGCCUACAGACGUCGAAGGAACAUUCACCUGCUGCACGUUUUCUCCAUGUCAAGAGUACCUCGUGCUUGGAACCUACACUGGAGAUGUAAAAAUGUUCAAUGCCCACACGGGAACAGAGGAAGGAUCGUAUCAAUGUCACGAAACUUACGUUUAUCACAUAGAAUGUAAUAAAAAAGGUAACCUUUUGCUGACCUCAACUGCGUGGCGAACUCCAAUGUCUGCACUUUGGAGCUUUGGCACCUUUUUUGAUAUGAAACUACCUCUCGAACAUGAAGAUUACGUGGAGUUUGGAAAGCUACAAGACAGGAUAAUUGGGACACAGGGUGAAAGUGCAACGAUAUACGAUAUAACUAGUGGAAAACUUAUCACGACCCUAACGCCUUCUAUAUCGAAUCAAUAUACCAAAAACCGAGCGACGUUCAGUAUGAACGACGAGUUAGUUCUAAGCGAUGGAAUAUUGUGGGACGUAAAUUCAGGAAAGGAGAUACACAAGUUCGAUAAACUGAAUCAAACACUGAACGGUGUGUUUCACCCAAAUGGUACAGAAGUUGUGUCAAAUACAGAAGUCUGGGAUAUGAGGACGUUCCAUCUUCUUAAGACUGUGCCAACUCUUGAUCAAAUGGAGAUAAUAUUUUCCCCAGUGAAUAGUAUCAUGUACGCUGUUUCGAUGGAUCAGGAUAAUGAAGAUGAAUCGCAUUAUGCCACCUCAUUCAAAACUUUAGAUGCUUUAGAUUACAGCAGCAUCGCGACUUACGAUGUUAAAAGGGGCAUUUAUGGAUUGGCAUGCAACAAAUUCGACACGCAAAUCGCGGUUGUUGAGAACCUAGGAGAAUUCGACAGCAUACAAGAAUCCUGCGUGAGACUAUAUGACGUCGGUAGACGAAGGGAUGAUGAGGAUGAAGCAGAAGAGGACGACGAUGAAGAUGAUCUCGAUGCAAGUGACGACGACGGGUCGAACUCUGCAUCAGAUGACAAUAAUGGCGAUGAUCCAGAUAAUGCCGACGCAGGCGGCGAAGACAACAGAGAUGAUAACGAGCAAAACGACGGGGACGAUAACGACGAAGAUGAUGAGAGCGGCGAUGGCGACGAUUCUGCGGACGAUGGCUCUGAAUUUGAUCCGAACGGCGAUCUCAACGAUCUUUCGGACGAGUUUUCUCUCUCAGAUAUGGAUGAUGUAGAAAUACUGUUUUCCUGAAUAGAACUGGCUUUGAAAUACAGAGGUGUUUGUUUUAUAAGUGUAGUUACUCCCAGGGUCUCAGAAAUUCACUACACAAGUAAGCGCUACAAGUUCUUUUAACCGAGCGUCUUAAAAUAUUUAUUGAUUUCAUUAAAAAUGUUUAUAACUUUAAAUGUAAAGUUAAAACUUUACCGUGGCAUGCAUCGUGUUGAGAGAAUAUUAUAGAUAAAGGUAGCUGCUGUCGUGAUGUUCACGACUGAGAGUAGGUAAUCGCUAAACACGGAAAUCCGGAAGGAAAUACUGCGGAGACGUGGUGUUGUGAAUUGUACAAAAGGAAGGUCUUCACUGUAUUCUUAUGUGACGACUUUAAAUAAUUAGCUGAUAAUUUUGAGUGCAUCACAACCACUAGCGCGAAGGGCAUAAUCGUGCCUUUGUCCUUCGACGAGGUUCAGAUGUCAGAUUUACUCCGAUCCGAGAUGUUGAAUAGUUACUUUUUGAGAUUUUCCAAUUCUAUAGGGAGUGAUAAAGAAAACUUACCGAACGGUCUCCGUUUUUCGCAAUAGGUACCGCAAAGACUAGAUAGGAUUUUGAAAUGUUCCUUUUCUACACGCAACAUUGAAGAGGAUGAGAUACGAAGUUCUUCUCUUGCGCUCAUGUAAAUGGUUUCAAGAUAAAUUUUUCUAUUUUACGUACAUUCGGUAGAAUCAAGUUCAGCGGAUAACUAAUUCUUGGAUAUUAUUGUGAAAUAUUAAGUGGUUAGUGAACGUGAUUGAAUGAAUAUAACUGUAAUGUAUAUGAGUAAUAAUAUUAAUAAAUAUUGUAAAAAGUC
Belonocnema kinseyi is the source of this 5545-nucleotide messenger RNA. RefSeq names its product protein mahjong (gene mahj). The record is from RefSeq and is a predicted model, not a curated record. Bases 1 to 4734 code for a protein of 1577 amino acids. The transcript has 15 exons. Gene Ontology annotation, biological process: protein ubiquitination. Gene Ontology annotation, cellular component: Cul4-RING E3 ubiquitin ligase complex; nucleus. Gene Ontology annotation, molecular function: protein binding. Lineage: Eukaryota; Metazoa; Arthropoda; Insecta; Hymenoptera; Cynipidae.